AUACGACAGCCGCGAGUCGUUUCUUGCAUGCGUACUAGUUAAGUGGCUGAAAGCUUGGGCUGCCGAUCAACAGUUAUUUUGCUCGCCUGAGGAAGGAUUUGGACUGGAAUUCCCUUCAUUAGAAGUCCGCAUUGCACUCCGAUGAUGCUGGAAGAAUUGUUUUGGGUCGCCCUCAUCCCAGGGAGUACAUUGUUGGCGUUUUUCCCGUGUCUGGUGCAGUGAGAGACGCCCCUCGUCGACCGUUCGUAUCGAGUGUUCAAGAGGAUUUUCAAAAGAGUUGCAAGGGACCGUAAAACUUCUUUAUCCUCGUGAAUUUGAUAGGAUUUUCCUGUUCUGCUAGUUUGUUUUGAUCAUCGAUUGUACUUUGAGCGUUCCUAGAGGACGGGAGCACGUGAAUAGUACCAUUUUCUUAGCUGUGUUGCGGAAAAAACGGACUGCUAAGGUUUGUUUUGAACAACUCCUACUCGCGAGUGACUGACCUCCACAGAAAAGAGGUGACCCCGGAGGCGUCCCGCUUCCCGUCGCUUUUCCCCUCAGAUUUUCCGCUCCGUUUGCGACGCAGUUUGUUGUUGUUGUCCUUCGACUUCGAUGUAGGGUAAUUCCGGCGAGAUGAACAGGAACAAACGUCCCGGUUCGGGCGGGCGGGAGAAGCAGAAGGGAGGUAAACACUGGUACCAGCGCGUACGGGACACCCUCGUGUCCAGAACUGAGGACGGUAGCUUCAACUUCACAAUAAAGGGAGGGGCCGAGAAUGCACUCUUCACCUUCAUUGGGGAGGCUAAACACGACAAAAUCGUCUACAGGGCGGGAAAGCUCCACUCAGACGACAUCAUUCUGGAAGUAGAUGGGGCAAAAGUGGCCGGGUUCACCCUGAAAGACGUCCAGGAGCUAAUCAAGGACAGCAAGGACCCGGUGUCUCUGAAAACUGUCAAACCAGGGCAAGGACUGACCAAGGACCUGCGGCAGUACCUGAACACCAGGUUCCAGAAGGGCUCUGUCGACCAUGAUCUACAGCAAACCAUCCGCGACAACGUCUACCUGAGGACAGUACCCUGCACGACCCGAGGGCCACGCGAGGGUGAGGUGCAGGGGGUGGACUACCAGUUCCUGACAGUGGAGGAGUUUAUGGCCUUGGAGAAAAGUGGAAAUCUACUAGAAAGUGGUCUGUACGACGGUAACCAUUACGGAACUCCAAAGCCACCUAAGGAAGCUUCAGCAGGCUUGAAAAAGUCCAGUUCUACCGGUGAUCUACGACCCGGGUCCCACCCUUCAUCAGAGGGCAAGAGGAAACGUAACCAGUCCAAUGUGGAAAGCCCCAAAAGCACCAUCAAUGGGAGAGCAGGUGAUGAGAAGGAGGUGGUAGAGAGGAAAAGAAGUGAUUCCAUCACCAUGGCGACGGAGCAGCAGGAUCUUGGCCCGCUGCCCGACAACUGGGAGGUGGCGUACACCGACAAUAAUGAGAUGUAUUUUAUCGACCACAACACAGGGACGACCCACUGGGACGACCCACGGCUCCAGGAGGGGGGGCAGGAUGGGGGUCAGCAAAAUGUGCCAAACCAGGGAGAGGAUGCAGAAGACGAGCUGCUGCCAUAUGGCUGGGAGAGGAUAGACGAUCCACACUACGGCACUUACUACGUCGAUCAUGUCAACCGCAGGACGCAGUACGAGAAGCCCACCAUGGAUGCCGACAAGAUUCCCAAAGAUGAUUCCUCCACCCACCCUGCCUCCGAAUCCGAGCGCACAUCCCCUCCCCCUGACAAUGGUAAAGAUCCUGAUGAUUCCGAAAAUUCUCCCCGUGACGAUCAGUCCGAUAAAGCUCCGCCUUCCGCCGGCGGCUCCGAAACCGGUCCGCCUCCCCCUGCAGAGGCUGAGAAUGCGUCCAAAGCGUACUUCACUAGUAAUCCAGAUGAGCUGAUGGGAGAGAUGAUCGAGACUCUGCUGGUGAAGAGCGAGCGAGGGUUCGGCUUCACCAUCGUGGGGGGUGACGAGCCAGGGGAGUUCCUACAGGUGAAAAGUGUGGUGCCAGGUAGCCCUGCCGCUGAGGACGGCAAACUGGAAACAGGUGACGUGAUAGUGUUUGUGAACGACACCUGUGUCCUGGGCUACACCCACAGUGACGUGGUGGGACUCUUCCAGACCAUCCCGCCAGGUCAGAGGGUACGCCUGGAGUGCCGCAGGGGCUACCCUCUGCCCUUUGACCCGGAUGACCCCAACACAAACGUUGUGACUUCUGUUGCCAUAGCAAUGCCCACCACCAGCACGGUGGACAGUCUAGUAUCUAGGUACAAUGGGGACCAGCCGGACAGACUGCCGUUCACCCCGCCGCAGCGCCCCACCCAACCCUUACACACCGUACAGUCAUCCUUCUCAAAAUCCAUGCCAGACAUUUCCGCUCGACCCAGGCAUCAGCACGAGAGGUCGCUGACCCCGGAGCCGGGUCCCCAUCCCAACCGGGCCUCCACCGGGUACUUUUACGAGGAUGGCGUGAGUUUACGCCCCGAGGAGUUAAAACCGGAGUACGUUACGGUCCACAUAGUGAAGGGAGAUCGCGGAUUCGGCUUCACUAUUGCUGACAGUGCGUAUGGACAGCGCGUGAAACAGAUUCUGGACGAGCCGCGGUGUAAGAACCUGUGUGUCGGAGAUGUGUUGGUGGAGAUCAACGGCACAGAUGUGCGGCAGUGCACACACAACGAGCUGGUGGGGAUUCUUAAGGAGUGCACCAAGGGCAAGGAGACGACCAUUAUUGUGCAGAGGGGAGGAAUCCUACAGCUGCAGGGGAAAGGCAAGAAGGGGACGCCGUCCAAACAGCCGAUCCUUCCCAUGGCUCAGGACGGGCUUCUGGGGCGACGGGCUGCCGACUACGGGUACCAAGGGCCGCCGUCUCACCUGCGGGCUGCCGACCUGGCGGAAAAUGGCAGACAAGACACCCACCCUGUGUCGUCAUAUGGCACCUUGCCACGUGCCCCACCCAGGCCUGCUGAGCCCACCAUGUACAACGGCUAUCAGUACAACCCACCAAACAGGAGUCCUUCCAGGCCCAACUAUGAGGCGCCCCCACCCCCAGUGAGGAUGGACUCGGAGGUCCCCUCCCCUCCUGUGCGGAUGGACCAGCCGCCGAGCGCUGACGAGGCAUGGCAGGAGAUGACUAUCUUCCUCAGGAGGCAGGAGAGCGGCUUCGGCUUCCGCAUCCUGGGAGGACAGGAGGAGGGCAAACCGGUGUCAAUAGGUGCUAUAGUCCCGGGGGGAGCUGCGGACCUGGACGGGCGGCUGCUGUCGGGCGAUGAGCUGCUGUAUGUGGACGGGGUGGCCGUGCAGAACGCCUCGCACCACAAGGUGGUUUCGCUAAUGGGCCAGGCAGCACUGGCGGGGAAAGUGUCCCUUGGAGUUCGGCGCAGGCUGCAAGACAUGGUUAGUCAGCCCCCAGUCAGACCAGCCAUGGUGAACGACUUCAGGCCGGCCCCACCUGUGGUCUCACCUGUCGUCACCUACCCGUAUGACGUCACCGUUCACAGGAACGAGACAGAAGGCUUCGGCUUCGUCAUCACUUCGUCAGCUGCAAAAAGUGGAGCCAAAAUUGGCCGAAUCAUCCCCAGCAGUCCCGCGGAGCGCUGCGGCCAGCUCGCCGUGGGGGACCACCUGGUGGCGGUAAACGGGAUCAGCAUACUCAACCUGUCACACAGCGAGAUCGUCAACAUCAUUAAGGAGUCUGGGCUGAGAGUCACGCUCAAGAUCUCUCCCCCUGAUGAUCCUGGCACUCCAGGUGCAGCUCCUACAAACAAUGGCAGCAUGAUGAAUGCUGUGGCCACCCCUGCCAUAGCAGACCAGACUAACGACAGCUUUGGGGAAGGGCAGAAGGAGAGCAGAACAAGAGAAGAAAUCCUGGAGUGGCACCGGAAGGAGAUGCAAAAACGUGAAGACCUGAUCCGGCGGCAGCAGUCCACACCUACCCUGCCUCCUCAGGCCCAGCACUCUCCCUACCAGCAGCCCCAGCAGCACUCCCCAGGGCUGCCCCCACCCCAGCGACACUCCCCGGGCCUGCCCCCACCCCAGCACCACUCCCCAUCCCAGCCCUCGUACCCUCCCCACCAGCCGCUGUCAGUGCAGACACACUACCCGCCCCCACCCACGUCUCAGAUGCAGCAUCCCCCCUCCCCCAGGAGAGUGGGGCCACCGUCCUCUCCAGGCAGAAGAUCACAGGAUUCCACUGGGAAGGAGGAGUAUCAUAUGGUAUCUGUACAGCGUGGCGUGCGAGGUUUCGGGUUCAGUAUACGCGGCGGCAAAGAGUUCACCAUGCCGCUGUUUGUCCUGAGGAUUGCGGAUGACGGGCCGGCUGCUAGGGAGGGAAGGCUGAGGGUUGGAGACCAGAUUAUGGAAAUCAACGGGCGCAAUACCAACGGCAUACUGCAUGCAGAUGCUAUAGAGAUGAUCAAGAGUGGAGGCAGUGUUGUCAGGCUGUUUGUGAAGAGGGGAGGAAAAGUGCCAAAUUUAGAUGUCCCCCCAGUCCCCUCUCCUGUGGGCCAGCAGCCCCCCACACCACCCAUCCGGAUGUCCUCCGGGAUCACAGCCAACGGGCCUCUUCCGAAACAGUCAGCCAACAGUCCCCACGGCUCCGCAUACAGCUGGGACGGGCACAACCCACCUUACCAACCCAACACGUACAGCCGACCCAGCCCCAGCACCAUGGGACGGCAGCCCAGCUCCAACUACAUGGACCCCAGAAGUGUGAACUACGACAGGAUGGGGCGACACCCCAGCACGUCAUACAUGGACCCCACGUCACGACCCGGUCCCCCCGAGUACACCCGGCCCCCAGCUUCUCAGCCAGACCCCAGGGCAAUGAAUUAUGCCGACAUGCGGUACACGCAGGGGUACGGACAGCCAUACGUGGUGGAUUCCCCAGGACGGAGGGACUAUGCUGACCCGCCCGUCAGGCAACCGCCACAGAACUAUGUCGAUUCCAUGGGUAGGCCACACCCAAGGUACUGAGUACAUGUGAUAAACAACAGCACUGGCUGCCAAAUUGAAACUACUGAAUUCUGUAUAUAAAUAUAUAUAUACAUGAAGGCUUCCUGAUGAGUUCUGAUUAAGACAUGGAGGCCUGGAGGACUUAACUGGAGUUUGCUUUUAAGUUAUCUGUUGUCGUUGUGCAAACGGUUGUUGUGUGGAAAAGCAGAAGUUAGUUUGUUGUUACAGAGCUGUGCACAGAAAAGACUCACCAUUCCAGUUCAGUGUACUUACAGUUCAACUGUAUUCAUUUCUCAUAUUUUAUUAAGACACUGUAUUUACUUAAACCAGUGUUGGUAUUUCUUAAUAUAUAUAUUUCACCACUUCUCACCACAUGGCAGGACCACAUCAAGUAUUAGCCUCAACAGUUGUAAUUUUAUACUCAUGUUAUCUUACAACCUGCUGCCAAUUAUUAUUCAAGAUCUCAGACUGUAAGAUUACCCCUAAACUGUACGCCACCUAACCAAGAAUUGUGUAGCUGCACUUAGUACUCUACGUAAAUGUGGCACACUUUACAGUACAGCACAAGGUCACUGCAUUUCACAUGUCAGUACUCAGCAGAUGUAAUACGAUCUUAUCCUGCACAUUGUUUUUGUUUUGGGUUACCAAGAUUUGGGUUACUUUCAUUUGGGAAAGUAUGCUACUUACAAAACAACUCUGAUAACUUUUACUGGCUAUGCUGUCAUGAAUAUUGAAAACAAAACAUUUGAAUUCUCUAGGAGAAAAAUUGAUGUGUUUUCUUUUGUAUUUUAUAUUUUUAAGAAUAUUUUAAGAACUCCAUGUUGGCUUGUUUACUAACGAACAAGAGUUAAGAUACAAACCUGACCCUAACCAGAUUUUGGCUUGUACAUAAAGGAAGAAGUGGUGCAAAUACCAUAUGUAAGAUAUGAUUAGAGCAGCACUACUUGAUAACAGAAGAUCUGCUAGUUUUGUAGAAGAAAUGUUUAUUUUCUACCAUGUAGUAGAUUUGACAAGGAGUACUAGCAUUUCAUGUGUAUGUAUAUCUCAGGUCUUGUACAUGUCUGAAGCUCAAUACAACUUGGAACUCAUUGUUGGGUGAAAAGACUUUCAGUGUUUUUGUAACAUAACUCAUGACUCAAGACAGCUCAUGAAGUAUGGUCAAAAUAUCUUCAUAAUACAAUGCUGGCAAAAUGUAUCCCACAGCAAUAGCUCUUAUUGAAGUGUUUAUACACUAGAAAAAAAUGGGCCCGUUUUAAGUGGCAGGAAAGCUGUGUCAAAUCAAUGGGUACAAGAUAUUGAAAAUAAUGCUGAUUAAUUCCAUCAUUUGCAAGUUCAAAACAACAACGUUCAUGUUUGUAAUUUGAGUGAAAAUCAUUGUCAUGAAACAAGAAAGGUAACAAACGAUCAUGUUUCCCCUUAUAUAUCCAGUAACGCUAGUGAAACCCAUUAUUUGUUAGUAAUGUCUUUUUGGCAGCUACUUAUUCCCAGAAGACCUUGACAUUGGAAUCAAUUUUGAGGGAAGUAUAUUGAGAACCUCUCUUGUUAGGAUGUUGCUAUUGUGAGCAUUUAAAUGCAUGGCAUUGUGUACCAAGAUGAUGUGGACGCAAACACUUCAUCUGCUUUCAAAGAAGUUUAUGCUAGCACCAGCCAUUUUCACAAUAGUGAAUUGCAUUUUCAAUAGCCAGGAGUGUCAAUGACUGGGCUAGAAAAGAAAGCUGUAAUACAGACAAAACUCUCUAGGUGGCACUCCGGAAUGGAGUCUCGCUUAAAGGCUUUGUUGUUAGUAAUAUCUGUGUGUGGUCAUCUAAUGUUGAGUCCUGUCAGAAAGUUUUUUUUUACUGUUUUAAUCAAUUUUAUCUAUGUUUGCCAGCUACGAUCUUUUAUUCUCCUGAAUAUAUCAUCAUACUUGUAAAUAACACCUACCAUGUAUAUGUUGAUCUCUUUUGUAACGUGCCCUAAUCUUGACCACGAUUUUUAUGUAUAGAAUUUCUAAGAAUAUGAGCAAGGCAUUUUGAUAGAAUCUUGGAUUAACAUCGUAAAAGGGCCAUGAUUGGCUGCUGACCUAUUUGUGCAGACCAAUGAGAUCAACCUGAUUCUUGCCAACGGAACAGUCUCAUUAAACAGUUGCCUUACAGUUACCUGUUA
Messenger RNA from Branchiostoma floridae (Florida lancelet), 7110 nucleotides. Its product is annotated as membrane-associated guanylate kinase, WW and PDZ domain-containing protein 1-like. Gene Ontology annotation, cellular component: cytoplasm. The transcript is spliced from 22 exons. Gene Ontology annotation, molecular function: protein binding. Gene Ontology annotation, biological process: signal transduction. The record is from RefSeq and is a predicted model, not a curated record. NCBI's taxonomy places the organism in Eukaryota, Metazoa, Chordata, Leptocardii, Amphioxiformes, Branchiostomatidae. Bases 610 to 4986 code for a protein of 1458 amino acids.